UAGUGAGCCACUCACGAGGUCCAGAAUCUAUAUAUCUACCCACUUCUUGAACCCUCCAGACUCACAAAGACAGCUAGUAUUGUUCCAGGAGCUUUUCUUCACCUGAAAGGAGACACAAAGAAACAUAACCAUGUCUGAGGCGCCGUCAAAAUCGAAGAUCUCUGCAUCUCGCAGACUCUUUUUGAAGACCAAACUGGUGAAAAAGGCGAUGGCUAUGCUGGUGGCUGAGAAAGAGCAAAAAGCGAUUGACAAAGAAGUCACACUGAAUGAACGACUCCCACCACUCAUGUUAUCAGGUCUGUCAGUACAGGACUUGCAGAAUUUAUAAUCUUGUAAAGAAUUGCACCAGAAAAUGGAUGUUGUAGAUGAAGAGCGAUACGACAUUGCAAUGAAAGUUUCUAAAAGCAACACAGAGAUUGAAAAUCUGUCCAUGAAAAUCAUUGAGCUGAAGGGUAAGAAGCGACCUCAGCUAAAGAGGGUGAGGGUGUCAGCUGAAGCCAUGAUGGGGGCUCUGCUAGGGGCCAAGGUCAAAGAGUCUGUCGACUUCAAGGCGAACCUCAAGACCGUCAAGAAAGAGGAGGAGAAGAAGGAGGAGGUGACUGACUGGCGUAAGAAUGUGGAUGCCAUGUCGGGCAUGGAGGGCAGAAAGAAGAUGUUUGCUUCCUAGUAAUUAAGAUGGAUGGAGCAAUAAAAUAUUAUCACUUCUUUGUCUGUCUUACAUUAUAACUAACCAGGAACCAAUCUAAGUUUGUGUAAUUUUACAGUCAUCCUAAGUGUUUCUUCAUGUGUAAAUAUGUUUUGUCUGUGGAUGCAAAUCAUGUUGGCCCCGAAGAUUCUAGUCACUCAGGGGAGAAUCAUUCAUUAUUUCUAUGGGAUUUAAUGUAUUAUUUCUUUGUAGAAUGUCAUUUAAUGCUGUUAUUGGACCUAUGUGGUAGGAAGAUGCACAAUGUUGGAGUUGUGUAUUUGUAUUAGUGACAAUAAAUACAUGAUAUUAUCAUUGCAACUUA
Esox lucius (northern pike) is the source of this 1007-nucleotide messenger RNA. RefSeq names its product troponin I, slow skeletal muscle-like. Gene Ontology annotation, cellular component: troponin complex. The transcript has 9 exons. Gene Ontology annotation, biological process: muscle contraction. Lineage: Eukaryota; Metazoa; Chordata; Actinopteri; Esociformes; Esocidae. The record is from RefSeq and is a predicted model, not a curated record.